AUUUGCAAAGAAGAGACAAAAUGGGUAGGGCCGUGAGAGUGUGAGUCCAUUGGCCGUUUCCUAAACAUAGCUUGCAUUGCAGUCUCAUUUUGCUCUGCUGUUUUCGAUCACCUUCCUUAAUUCGUUUCCUUCGACUUGCAAAGCAGGAAACAUGGCUGAGAUUGCAGGCAUAUUUCUCUCUCCCUUCCUCCAAACGUUUUUUGAAAGAAUGGCGUCUCGCGAGUUCGUCGACUUCUUUCGACAACGAAAACUCAAUGAUGGGCUCUUAAUGAGGUUGAAGAUGACAUUGCUAUCCGCGAAUGCAGUGGUUGAAGAUGCGGAGGACAAGCAAUUUACAAAGCCUGAUGUGAAAGUGUGGCUUGAUGAGCUGAAAGACGCUGUUUAUGAUGCAGAGAAUAUCUUGGACGAGAUUGCUACCAAAGACUUGCAACGGAAGUUGGAUGCUGAAUUUGGAAACACUGCCUGUAAGGUACGCAACCCCAUCUCUACUUCUCGUUUUGUCAAGGAAGUAGAAAGUAAGAUAAAAGAGCUACUUGACAGACUUGAUUUUUUAGUAAAACAAAAGGAGAAUAUAGGUCUAAGAGGAGGUGUUGGAGGGAAUCCAUCAGAAAGAUUGCCCACUACUUCUUUGAUUGAAGAAUCUAGUAUUUGUGGUAGAGAUUUUGAAAAGGAGACAAUAAUUAACUCGUUACUGUCUGAUGAUGCGAGUGGCAGUGAGAUAGGUGUGAUUGCCAUAGUCGGCAUGGGAGGAAUAGGAAAGACCACCCUUGCUCAGUUAGUAUAUAAUGAUAACAGGGUGAAGGAGCACUUUGACCUCGAAGUAUGGGUUUGUGUUUCGGAUGAUUUUGACGUAUUUAAGGUAACGAAAACAAUUGUUGAGAGAGUAACUUCAACAACUUAUGAUACUAAGGAUCUAGACCGACUUCAAAUUUUACUCAGAGAGAAAUUGAUGAAGAAGAAAUUUCUACUUGUUUUAGAUGAUGUUUGGAAUAAAAAAUAUGUUGAUUGGGAGCUCCUAAGCAAUCCCUUUAAAUUUGGGGCACAAGGAAGUAAAGUCGUCAUAACAGCAUGCGAUUCCGAGGUUGCAAGAGUCAUGUUCGCUAGUGAAACUCAUCGUUUAAUGGAGUUACCCAAAGAAGAUUGUUGGUCGUUAUUUGCAAAAUAUGCAUUCCACAAUGGUAACUCUGAUGCACGUCUCGAGUUAGAAGCACUAGGAAGACAAAUUGUUGAAAAGUGCAAAGGUCUACCUUUAGCAAUCAAGGCGAUUGGGGCUCUAUUGCGGUCUAAAUUAGACGUUGAUGAGUGGGAUAAGGUAUUGAGAAGUGAAUUAUGGAAUUUGCCAAUUGAGGAGACAGGCAUCCUUCCUGCUCUAAGAUUAAGUUAUAAAUAUCUUCCGUCACAUUUAAAGCGAUGCUUUGCAUACUGCUCUAUAUUUCCAAAGGAUUAUGCUUUCAAGAAAGAUCAAUUAGUCUUAUUAUGGAUGGCAGAAGGUUUCUUGCCGCAACUCGAAAACAAAACAAUGGAAGAAGUUGGUGGUGAUUUCUUUCUUACUCUUGUAUCAACAUCAUUAUUCCAACAAUCAAGUGGUGAUGAAUAUAUAAUGCAUGAUCUUGCAAACGAUUUAGCAAAAUUUAUAUCUAAACAAUUCUCUUUAAGCCUUGAAGACGACUCUUCUCAUGAAAUUGGAAGCAAGACUCGCCAUUUGUCCUAUUUCUCCCAAAGUUUUGAUAUUAAUAAGAAGUUCGAGGCCCUUCAUAGGGGUAAGAGAUUGCGCACUGUCAUAGAAUUAAAUUUCUUUAUGGACAGUUCGGUCUAUAGGUAUGGAACCCAAUUUUUAUUACCAAUGAUAAGAUGCCUGCGGGUGCUCAUUCUAUCUCACUAUGGGGACUUAAGUGAAUUGCCAGAUUCAAUUGGCAAAAUUAUACACUUACGUUAUUUGGACCUUUCUUCCACUUGGAUUAAAAGGUUGCCUGAUUCUGUAUGUAAGUUGUGCAAUUUGCAAACAUUGAAUUUAUCCCAUUGUAGGGAUCUUGCUACCUUGCCAAGAGAUAUGCAUCAACUCAUUAAUUUACGCCAUCUUGAUAUUACUGGAGCUUACCGCAUGAAGGAUAUGCCGUUAAAGCUGGGUAGACUAAAAUGUCUUCAAACACUAUCUACAUUUAUCUUAAGCAAAAAUAGCACAUCUUGCAUUAGAGAGCUACAAAAACUUACAAAUCUUCGAAGAUCACUUUCUAUUUUGGAGCUCCAAAAUGUUGAAUCUCCUACGAAUGCUAAGUACAUAAACACAAGGUAUAGGAAUUACCUUGAGCAGUUGGUAUUGGCGUGGAAUCGUGAUACAAAUACUUCAGAUGGUCAAAUAACUGUACAAUUACAAAUACUUGAUAGUCUCAAACCCCAUACAAAUUUGAAAAGCCUUGCUAUCAAGUAUUAUGGUGGUAAAAGUUUUUCGAAUUGGGUAGGUCAUCCUUCGUUCUCUAAUAUGGCAUCUCUUCGUCUAGAAAACUGUAAAUAUUGUUGCAGCUUGCCACAACUUGGGCAACUGCCCUCUCUGCAGGACCUCUCUAUUGUUGGGUUGGAUGGAGUUGUUACAGUGGGCCGUGAGUUUUAUGGCAGUGGGUCUUCUUCAAUGAAACCAUUUGGAGCCUUGAAAGUUCUAAGGUUGGAGAAUAUGUUAAAGUGGGAGAAAUGGAUUUCUUUUGACAAUGAAAAUGGAGGUGGAGCUUUUCCUCAACUUGAAGAGCUUUAUAUUUGCAUUUGCCCCAAGCUAGCAAGAGGGUUGCCCGUCUAUCUUCCUUGUUUAGCCAAACUUGAGAUUCGUGAAUGUCCCCAGCUGGUGGCUGCACUCCCUAGGGCUUACGCUCUAUGUGAGCUGCUACUAAUAAAUUGUGAUAAGGUUCUAUUGAAUGAAUUGCCAACUGGAAUAGAGAAGCUCGAAAUUCAACGACUCGAUGCACUAGAGUUUCUUUUCUGGGGUGGCCAACCGACACUAAAAACCCUAACCAUUGAAAGUUGUAGGAAGUUAGAGCUCCCAACAAAUGUUGACUAUUCAUCCAUUGAAGAUUUGAUGUUGGACCGUUGUGAUUCUCUCAAGUCCUUUCCACUAGAUUUAUUCCCAAAGCUCCGUCGUCUUGAAAUCAGGGAUUGUGGGAAUCUAGAAUCUCUUACAGUUCGAGAACAACAUGAACAAGAUCUACUCCUCUCACUGAUAGACAUCGACAUCAAUGGAUGCCCCAAUUUCGUAUGUUUUCCAAAAGGAGGACUGUAUGCCCCCAACCUUAAAGAUUUUUGGGUCACCAAUUGUGGAAGUCUGCUGUCACUACCUGAGAAGAUGAACAUGCUUCUUUCGUCUCUUGAGACAUUGUCUAUAUAUAAUUGUCCAGAAGUUGAGUCGUUCCCUGACGGGGGCUUGCCGUCCAAUCUGAAAUUGAUUGCCAUCAUCGAUUGUGAGAAACUCUUUGCGAGUCGGACGGGUUGGGGUUUGCAAAAUCUCUUGUCCGUUAGAACAUUCAAAAUCGGAGGCAAAUAUGAAGAUAUGGAGUCCUUUUCAGAGGUGGGGUUGCUGCCUGCCAAUCUUACCUAUCUUCGCAUCGAAUGCUUUCCAAAUUUGAAAUCUUUGGACAAGGAGGGCCUUCAACACCUAACGUCUCUUCAACGAUUGUUGAUCUCGAACUGCCCUGAGUUAAAGUGCAUGCCAGAAGACGGGCUGCCUGCCUCCCUUUCUACUCUAAGGAUCUACGAAUGUCCUUUGCUGAAGAAAGAGUGGCAAACGAAAAAAGGAAAAGAAUGGCGCAAGAUUGCCCACAUCCCCUGCAAAUAUAUUGAUGGAAACUUGAUUAAAUGAGCUGCCUCCACUUUCUUUUAUAAUAUCAACUUUUACUGUCAGUGUUUGCCUUUUGAGCAGGUCAUCUGGGGUGAAUUACAAGCUCUGGGCUUUGUUAAUUGUGCUGGUACAAACUGGGUUAAGAGUAGUUGAUUAUGCCAUUUUGAGUUCAUUAGCAUGACAUUGGCUCUACGGCACUAGUACGAGGUCGGGGUUGGUUGAUGAUGUGACGGGUUCAAGUCUCAUGAAGGCUCCUCUGAGAACUCUGAAAUAGUGUAAAUGUUCUGUUGGGAUUUCUUUUUGCUUUGGUGGCAUACUCCUCUGCUGCAGGUGUUCCAGUUGGUAGUACAAAGAUUUUUGCAUAUAACUUGGUUACUGAAGACAUUUGGUUCAGUCAAUUGGUGAAGACACACCUUGGCCAACCUUUCGUGAUAAUUCUGCUAUUGGGGAUACUAUGAAUGGCUCGAAACAAUUGCAACAAGAAUCAAAUGGUUGUGAAUAGAAUGCUAACCCAGCAGCUGAUGAUGGUGUCCAAUGUGCUUUAAUUGUUGGUGAUUACAAGGAGGGAGUUGCAGAUAGCAUAUCUGUCAAUACAAUGGCCGAUUCUUUAGUUAUUGCUCAUGUAUGUGUGCAUCUUGUGGGAGAGCACGCAGGAUCUAUAAGUUGAGCGUUCACCUUACCUAAAGGUGUUACUGCUAUGGUAAAUAAUGAUCACUUGAGCAUUGUAAAUUCCAGGAUCCUGAUCCUGAUCCUGGAAUUCUGGAAACAAACACGUGCUCUUCUCUGUAGCGUAAGUUUCAUAUCCCAAUGAAGAAAAUGCAAAGCAUUGUUUACAAUUUGUAUUAGGUUGUUUUUGCAAUGAUGAACAAUGAUCUCUUAGCAUUGUAAACACCAUGCCCCUUGAAAUACUGAAAAGAAAUCUCGCUCUUCUCUUUAUGUUUUGCACAGAGAGAGGAAUGGAAUUUGCUCUGUGACAUACUUGCUUCAUCAUGUAGACUUUUACCCACUUCCACCCCACUCAUUCUACUCACUGGUAUACUCAGAACUUGGUUAAAGAAGAAAAACAGGAUGGAAGCAAUUCAGUCUUGGGUCUCAGAGCACAAGCUGACCAGCAUUGGCCAGUAAUAAUCCUCUUUCUCAAUUAAUAUGUUCCUGUUUUUUACUAGUAGCUAAUAUAGGGGCCCUCUGGGCAUCAGGAAUUGGGGCAUCACUAGCUUAUUCACGUACAAGAUCUCCCAUGAAGCCAAGCCUUAGGCUUAUUCAUGCAAGAGUUGCUCAGCAAUCUCCAGAAUCUGUCUCUGGUAUCAUGGACAGCAAAUGAGCAGCUGUUUCAAUAUUAACAAGCAGCUACAGUAAAGCUAAUGAUCAAGACAAUGUUGAAUGCAUGCUUCUCAAGAUUGUAGCUUCAAGAAUUUGUAGGCAAGCAGUUGGCAGACUCUUGGAAAUCAAGGUCAACAAUGGACCGGAUGAUUGUUGACAGUCCUGUCAGUCCGCUUCCAAAUAGGAUGCUGUCAAGUUAUAAGCUCUCGUGCUUUGACAAUAAUAGUUUAUAAACAGGCGGUAAGAUAAACGGCCUUGGUUCUGCUCAAUGCUUCCAUGCCCCAUUUUUUAUUGCUGUUUGCAAUCAGCCAUGUAUUAUCAUAUCUGGAAAUCAAUGGAAUCUCAUUGUAUGGAUAUUGAAAUGAGAUCAACAUACAUCAUAUAAGAGAUCUUAUUUUGUUUAUUUAUGACACUGGAAAAUUUUAAUUCAUUUGAUACAUAGAACAAUUCAAUUUCCAAAAAAUCUUUCUAAGAUGGAUGACUUUUCUAUUUAUUUCAAUAUGUGGAUUCUGUUGACAAAUAUGUUUUAUGCCUAUGUUUUGAAAACUCUCGAACACAAGGUGUAGCAGUAAAUGUUGAUGAUCAAUCCAAUUUUGGCUUGGUUGAUGCCCCUUGAUCAUUUUAUCAGGUGCUUUAAUCGUGCAUCUCUUUUCUUAGUAACUCUAUCGACCUUCUAUAACAUGUUUAUUUUGUGUUAGAUAUAAUAUGACAUCUUUUUCCUCUUUUUCUUCUAGCCAAAAUUUCCCGCUUCUCCAGUUACCAUUCAACAUGUUGUGAGGCCCUUUAUGCCAACAACUAACUUCUCUUCCACUAAAAAAUGCAGAGCUAUCAUAUAUUAAAAAUUUGGCUUCUGCAUUAAUUGGUUUUCACCCUACAUAUAAUAGCUACAAUUAUUAUUAUUCACUUAGUUGUUUUAUGUUAAUGUUGUUCCUGUUUGUGCUUACUCUGCCCCGCUCAUCACAAGAUCAUUUUCGAUGAAAAGAUAAUUCAAUGAAAUUUGGUGCAUUAUCACAGUGAAACGAAUGAUCAAGACAAGGCGGCAAUGAAAUUGAAGUAAAGAAGGGGCAGAUUGCUUCUAGUCUAGUCUCUUAAUUCCUGGAAUAAAGAGCUUUUACUUGAAUGGUUAAACUUCUUGUGAGAAUGAUCCAUUUCUUCAGUGUACACAAGAUUGGCUUCUCUAGAUAUGAGCUGCAGGAAUUAAUUUGGCUCUCAACAACAGCUUGACUGGCUUUCAAUUAAAUGCUAUUUUUGGAAGCUGUUAGAGACGGAGAUAGUUCUCAGAACAUUGACCAACUAUUGUUGAUUGUUUUCUCAUUUAAUACUUGAUAGUAUUGACUCUCUCUCUCUCUCU
This is a messenger RNA of Alnus glutinosa, 6491 nucleotides long. Its product is annotated as putative disease resistance RPP13-like protein 1. The transcript has 9 exons. Gene Ontology annotation, biological process: defense response to other organism. The record is from RefSeq and is a predicted model, not a curated record. The coding region runs from base 152 to 3841 and encodes 1229 amino acids. Lineage: Eukaryota; Viridiplantae; Streptophyta; Magnoliopsida; Fagales; Betulaceae. Gene Ontology annotation, molecular function: ADP binding.